Gymnodraco acuticeps is the source of this 1627-nucleotide messenger RNA. It is a transcript of the gene spdya, whose product is annotated as speedy/RINGO cell cycle regulator family member A. The record is from RefSeq and is a predicted model, not a curated record. Lineage: Eukaryota; Metazoa; Chordata; Actinopteri; Perciformes; Bathydraconidae. Gene Ontology annotation, molecular function: protein kinase binding. Gene Ontology annotation, biological process: positive regulation of cyclin-dependent protein serine/threonine kinase activity.
CGUUACCAAACUAUCAUCCUCUCUGGUCCCUUUGACAACUGAGGACCAAUUUAUUUCUCAGUUUAGCUUUUUAACGUUGUUAGCAUAUUCUCCUGUUCUCAGGGAUAUGAUCUCUUGGCGCUACUCUGCUCUGCCCCGUUGUGUCACUCACACUGUUGUUAACACUGAAAUCCGUCGACUUUUGAUUAGUUUUCAAGUCAAGCUGACAUAAGUUUAUUACUAAACUCUGCUCCAUUCACUGACUCCAAAAGCAAUAACCGCGAAGAACACACCAUACCACAGAUGAUCUGAACUAAAACAUGAUGAAGCACACAAGCCAUUGGUGCCAGGCUACUCCAUCAGUAACUGUCGGAGUCAAACCCAGCAGCACAAACCCUCUCCAAAUCAGAAGAGGACUCCGUCUCAAAAGAACCAACGACCAUGGCGGCCAGGGCCCGCCGGGGAAAAGCCAGCCCAGCCAGCGGCGGGAUGCCAAAAUGGUCGAACCCCCAACUAUUGUCAUCCAACGGCAGGAAAUGGCCUCUUUUUUUAGACUUCUUGAUGACAACGUGAUCAAUGACUUUCUGUGUAUGGACUGUUGCUGUAAAAUGUCUGACAAGUACCUUCUAGCCAUGACAUUCGUGUACUUCAAACGGGCUCACUUUACCAUUCCUGAAUACACCAGGAAGAACUUUUUCAUUGCACUGUAUCUUGCCAACACCAUGGAGGAGGAUGAAGAGGAGAGUAAAUAUGAGAUUUUUCCAUGGGCGCUGGGCAAGAACUGGAGGAAGCAGUUUCCUCGCUUCCUCAAGCAGCGAGACAAGCUGUGGGCUCGCGUGGAGUACAGAGCUGCCGUCAGCAGGCGCUGCUGCGAAGAGGUGAUGGCCAUCGUGUCCGCUCACUGUGUGUGGAAGCGCGAGCGGUCAGAGCACCACAGCGGGGCCCAGCGGCAGUACGGGGACCGAGGCCUGACCCGGAUCCCCCGCGGGCCCUCCUCCUCCCCGUUCUCCUGUGCCCUCUGUGACCGCAGCGCCAGGUUAGAUCCAGGCUCAGGAGCCUCUUCUCCUUUCAGAGCGUCUUCUGCACAGUCCCCAAAGCCCGCCUUACCACACCCAUUCACCACGGCUCUGAGUCUGGAGAUCACCCCCCCCAGGGCGGCCGGCUCUCGCAGGAAGGCGAUGGAGACCAAGGUCCAGGCGCAGCAUUCCUUCUGCUGCUGUGCGGAGGAGGUUCCCAGAGUUGAGUCUUCCACCAACGACACCUCCAUGGACUGGAUCAGUGAGGAGUAGAGCCUCGGAGCCUCAGCAUGCUGAGCCUGCGCUUCUGUGUGUUGUUGUCUCUCCUCAAUAAUACUUUAACAAUGAAGUAAAGGUCUAAAUACCAAGUGUGCCUCUAGUUUGUGUUUCUCUUUGAAUGCAAACACUUUGUGAAGUGAAAGAAAGAAAGGAGCUGAUGUCAUCCCAUGGUCACACUCAUGGAAACAUUCAAAAACACUGAUGUAUUGUAAAUAUUUGUCACUGAGCUCUUUAUUUAUUUAUUUAUGUACUAAAGCACUUUGGGAUUGUUUUUGACCACCACUUGUUUAUACACAGAAGGAAUUGGCAAAAGGAAAAUAAGUGACAUUUAGGAUCAAAGUUAGCCACUGCAU